UAUUUGAAUAUCCACGUUGGAAUAAAAGGGAAAUUGCGAUGUUUCGAUGUUACGAAUUGAAGAUUAGUAGUUGUGAAGAUUAGAUUUUUCUUCGUAGAUUCUAGAUGAAUUUUAAUUCUGUCACUCCUUUUUACAGAUUAUUAGUUAUCGAUUAAUUAUUAAUUUUUUUUUCAAUAGAUGUAAAAACGGCACAAAUAACAACGUUAAGUCGAAGAAAUAACGGACAAGAGAAGCCUCGAUGCACGACGAAUUAGAGGCAAUGAUCGCUUAACACCGCUCGUCUCGAUCUUAUUACGAACGAUUAUCAUGUUUUUCCCUUCUAAAGAAGUCGUUGAAUAUAUUAUUCUAUUCUUCCUUUGAUACGGCGGAAAAGAGGGGAAUAAGUCCGAGACUUCCACCUAAGGAAGUCUUCUUUUAUCCAAUUAAGAAGAGAAUCGAAAUGAUCCGUGACGCGAGAUGCUUCCUGGAGAACGGCGCGACCGCCGCCCACCUCUUCGUGGGCGAAGAUUUGCAGGUCGGUGACACGGUGGGCGUGCUCGGGGUGUUGGGCGACCCCGGGCCCCAGGGCGACAUCGAGCUCAGGCUUCAGGAACUCGACAGCCCCGUCACAUUCUCCGCCUACUCCAAGAAUUUAACCCUCAUCAGACCUCUGGACAAGGAGGGCGUGGACGGGCCAGCGAGCGUUUACGUGAACGUGAUCUGCGAGAGGAAACACACUUUAGACCCUGGAUUCGUGAUACCGGUCAACAUUCGCGUGACUGACGCCAAUGAUAACGCGCCUCAAUUCGUAAAUUCGCCUUACGUCUUGAACAUCUCAGAGGUGACGGUGGUGGGUACGAGGGUUCUUCAAGGUGUAAGAGCCGUGGAUGCUGAUCAACCGGGACCAUUUUCUACCGUACAAUAUGCAGUUUUGCCUGGACCACACUCGGAUUACUUCGUGUUCGUAAACGCCUUGGAAGGUACUCUGGUCCUGAGGAAGCCGCUGGAUUACGAAACACUGGCCAAUUUCUCUGUCGAUAUACGCGCACAAGAUCAAGGUAACCCGCCGAAAUCAUCCGCCACGACACUCUACGUAAAUGUCAUCGACGCGGAUGACCAAAAUCCUGCCUUUCAAAGUGACCAAUACAAAAUUCUCGUUCCUCGAAACGUUAAAACGAGAAAGACACUGAAGGUAGAUCCUACGGCGAUAAAAGCGAUGGAUCAAGACGUAGGAAUUAAUGCUCCCGUCAAGUACACGAUUCAAGGAGGUAUUCUUCCAUUUCUCACCCUGAAUCCGGAAACGGCCGAGGUUGCCAUAACGCGGCCGUUAUACGAACACGAACUCUUGUCCCCAGCAACGAUCGUCGUCAAGGCCACGCAGUUGGACAAUCCGGAUAAAUACGCUCUUUCCACCAUAGUCGUUUCCCGGGAGGCCGAUUGGAGCGUGGAGCCGACCGCUGGUGGAAGAUUACCUGUCAAAUUUAUACGAAGGGAUCAUGAGACCAGCAUCCCAGAAAAUACCCCUCCGGGAAGUGUUCUGUUAACGACAGGAGUGAAUAAAGUGGAUUCCAAUUUAAGAUUUUGGCUGGUGGGGGCGGUUGAAGAUCUCGAGAGAUUCUCCAUCACCAAUUCAGGCGAGUUGAUCUUAAAGGGCACUCUGGAUUACGAAAGGAGGGUCCAGCACAGUUUUUUGGUUCGCGUUACCGACGGCCAUCACAACGACACUUCGCGCGUGAACGUUUCUGUCGAGGAUGUGAACGAGUGGGAGCCUCGGUUUCGUCAUCCUAGAUACGAAUUCCACGCAGCGACAUCGAGGGAAGGAUCCAUUGUCGGAAAGUUAGAAGCCGCCGAUGGUGACAGGGACGACAAAAUUAGUUUAUCCCUCAGAGGUCCAGACGCAAGAUCUUUCGAGAUACGUGACAAUGGAGAAUUAAUCCUGAAAUCGGUAGCAACGGUUAACGGUUCCUUGGCCAGAUUAGUGGCUGUGGCUUCCGAUUCUGGCCGCCCCCCCAGGUCCAGCAUGAUCCCAGUAAUCGUGCACGUGCCGAAUAGCGGAUCGUUGCCGAUCGCAGCGAGAGCUGCACCCGCCUGGCUCGGGGGCAGCGUCCUCCUUGUCGCCGUUUUCGGCGCCGUUUUGGGCCUCCUUGGUGUUAUAAUACUUGUUUUGAUACUGUACAUAUACAAGAACAAAAGACCGAAGACCAGCGGGUCCGUAAGCUCGGUGGGGACCGGUUAUCGAGAAAAAUCGCCGGUUCCCUCUGCCCUGAGCCCGACACCGCAAGUGCUCGGGGCGAACAUGCUCCAGGACGCUCUGGAAGUUGGACCUCGAAGAGGAGCUCGAGUCGAGGAUGCGCGCAAUAUCGGGGAGAACGAGGAGGAGGCGGUCACCGGGGACGAAGAAAUGGAUCGCGUCGAUCGCGAGAUCGUGGACGAUGGCGAGUGUGAAGCGGCGAAAAACGGCGGCGACGAUGUUGAAAAUCCUGUUUUUGGAGCUAGGAACUAUAGUGCCACGAUUAAAAGUGUAACGUCGGCCAGGCAAAUGCCUGUUUACGCGAGACACAAGAUAGCACCAGCUCCUAAUCCUCCAGGUCUGUCCGCGACCUCCAACAUACCUAACGUCGGAGGUUUGGUGCAAAACAUGAACGACUUGAGCGCGAGAACAAACUUGAACGCUAGCUCUUGCCAAUCUUCCAAUUAUUCGGGAGAUGUUCCAGACUCGUUGGUACCCGCGUGGCCUGCUUGCUCCGUUUCACAGAGAGUUAAAAAAUUAUCGUGGGAUGACGAUGACAGGACGGUGGAUAGUGUGGAAGUAACGGCGGAAACAAUGUCCAGAAACAGUCAGAUCGAACGGAACGAACGACUUAAUCUCACCGUGUAUUUUUAAUUUAUUUCGUGAAACGAAAGACUGAAAGAGAAAAGGAAAUUAAUAAUUUGUCGUGAACAUCGAGUGAAAAAAUUCAUCGAUAGGUUAUUCAAUAAAUAAUUCCUUUCUAAACGGACGCUAUUAAUAGAAAUGUUCUGUACCAUUGCCAGAUGAUAACAAAUUUUAAAUCAAUGUACAUAUAAAAUGUAUAUUAGUUGCAGAUUAAUGCAUCGGAUGAUAAAUCUGCAAAUACGUUCUUUAUCCAUAGUUGUUUUAUUAAAGAAAUACAAAA
Messenger RNA from Apis florea (little honeybee), 3134 nucleotides. RefSeq names its product protocadherin Fat 4-like Cad96Ca (gene Cad96Cb). Gene Ontology annotation, biological process: homophilic cell-cell adhesion. Gene Ontology annotation, cellular component: plasma membrane. Lineage: Eukaryota; Metazoa; Arthropoda; Insecta; Hymenoptera; Apidae. The record is from RefSeq and is a predicted model, not a curated record. Gene Ontology annotation, molecular function: calcium ion binding.